UCUAGGGGUCAGGGGUUGAGAGAGAUCUGCGAGGCGGGCCCUGGUGUCUCCGGAUGCUGGGGAUGCGGCUGUGUCUGCGGCCGGGCCGCGGCUCCUCCUCUUCUUCCCGCGGCAGCGGCUGACGUGGAGCCAGCAGCUCGGCGGCCACAGGAGGCGCUCGGCGCUCUCGGGGCCGCGCGGGGCCGGGCGGCGGCGGCGGAGGCGGAGGAGGAGGAGGGGAAGGCGUCCGCGAGGCCGGGGCGCCUGCAGCGCGAGGAGGCCAUGAACGGCGACCGCACCGAGAGCGACUGGCAGGGGCUGGUGAGCGAGUACCUGGUAUGCAAGAGGAAGCUGGACAGCAAGAAGGAGGCGCUGCUCAUCCUGUCCAAGGAGCUGGACACCUGCCAGCAGGAGCGGGACCAGUUCAAGCUCAUGGCCAAUCAACUGCGCGAACGCCACCAGUCCCUGAAGAAGAAGUACCGCGAACUGAUAGAUGGAGACCCAUCACUUCCCCCAGAAAAGAGGAAACAGGCUAAUCUUGCACAACUACUGAGAGAUUCUCAGGACCGAAAUAAACAGCUGGGAGAAGAAAUUAAAGAGCUUCAGCAAAGGCUUGCAGAAGUCCAGGGUGACAAUAAGCUCUUAAGGAUGACAAUUGCCAAGCAAAGACUUGGAGAUGAAGAAAUUGGUGUACGGCACUUUGCAGCCCAUGAGAGGGAAGACUUGGUUCAGCAGCUGGAGCGAGCGAAGGAGCAGAUCGAAUCUUUGGAGCAUGACCUGCAGGCCUCUGUGGAUGAGCUUCAGGAUGUCAAGGAAGAGCGGGCCUCCUACCAGGACAAAGUGGACCGACUGAACCAGGAGCUCAACCACAUCCUGGGUGGCCACGAGAAUCGCAUCAUCGACGUGGACGCCCUGUGUAUGGAGAACAGGUACCUUCAAGAGAGAUUAAAACAACUCCAUGAAGAGGUCAACCUCUUGAAAUCGAACAUCGCCAAAUACAAGAAUGCUCUUGAGAGACGGAAAAACUCAAAGGGCCAGGGCAAAGCCAGCAGCAGUGCUCUGACUGGGGUUCUGUCUGCGAAGCAAGUUCAGGAUCUGCUCUCUGAGGAUCACGGGUGCAGCCUCCCUGCUACGCCACAGUCCAUUUCGGACUUGAAAUCUCUGGCCACUGCCCUGUUGGAGACGAUACACGAGAAAAACAUGGUCAUUCAGCAUCAGAGACAAACCAACAAAAUCCUGGGGAAUCGAGUAGCUGAGUUGGAGAAAAAAUUAAGAACUCUAGAGGUUUCUGGUUUGUGGAGUCUUCCAGGGGGGAAGGAUACCAUACUGUUCAGCGACCCUGCUCUUUCCACUGUACAAAGAUCAAGAUCCCCACUGCUGAAGUUUGCUGAACAGCCCACAGAGAGCCCGCCAGACCCUAAGGAUGGGGAGACUCAGCAGCAGGAAGGAGAUGAAAGUUGUGUUGCUGCUGAGGUGGUGACAGCGCCCGAGGAUGCUGGGAGGCUCGCCGUCAGCUCCCCAGCAAAUCCGAGCCACAGGAGCCAAUGCAAGCACUUUCAUCCUUCAUUACCCCAGCUACUUUCUGAGGAGGAAGAAGUAAACAGGCUUGGAAGGGAAAUAAUUAAACUGACAAAGGAGCAAGCUGCUGCAGAAUUAGGAGGGGCUCAGAGAGAGAGUCCUCUGGAGGGACCGCGGGGCUCAUCUCCCUUGGGACUGGCCUCCAAGGGGGAGCUCCCUGAACACCUCCUGGACAGCUUGGCGCUGGCCCCCCAAGCCACCCAAGUGGCUGUCCUGGAAGACAGUAAAGGGGGCUCUGAGGGCAGGGACACAAACAGUGUCGUGCAAACAUGAAGGGGAACAAAUGCCCAUACGGUCAUACUUUGCAGGCACCAGGUUCAGCAAGAAAAGAAUGAAGCAUCAGAAUAUACACACAGGUCAUUUUUUCCUAAACACCUCAGCAAAUGAGGAAUGGCUUGGAUCCUGUUGCAAACUGUGAAUGUCCCAGCAAUGCCUGUGGGCUGUGAUUUAUUAAGUGGGAGUCCUCAAGCUUCUCGAGUGUCAUCUCUUUCUGCCAAGGAUAUGUGGCUGUGAACAGGGCCAGGCUGCCAUAUGGCCGGUCUUUGGCCUCUGUCUUUCUGUCAGCAUUUGUUUUAUUAGAGAUAAAAUAUUUCCUAUUGGCAUUUAAUGUCAUUGAUCAAAACUAUGGGAUGAGCUGCAAAUGGAGGGGGUUUUGAGUUGGGUCUAGUAAUGGGGAGGUGACUGGAGAGAAGGGUGGAUGGGAGCCCUGAGCAUUGUGCGUGUGCAGGGUCCCAGGGGCUCCCCAAGUGGGUGUUCUUGGCCUCCUGCCACCAGCACUGUGUCCAGGUGCUGACUGACGGACAGAAACAGACGGAAGCGCCCAAGAAAAUUGGGCUUCUGGUCAGAAAUCCAUCGCCCUGAGGGGGCCUAUUUGCAUCCUGCUAGAACUGAAUUUUCUAGACUGUUAAUCUGGGGGAUUAAUUGAUUGGAAGUGGUAGAGGAGGUGGGUCUGGAACUCCCAGAGGUAAUCCAAUUCUCUGCUUUUGAAAAGAGAUGAGAACUAGAAGUGGAAAUGCUUGUUUGCUUUAUUCAAUCUGUGCUAUAUGUAGGGUUUUGAGGCCACUCUGCGUUGGGGAAAGAGCUGGGUGGUGUCAGUAGAGCUGUCCUGAGCCGCCUGAGCUGAAAUUCUCGACUCCUUCAGUAGAAUGUGCCACCAGGUACUGGGACUGGAAAGGCAAGACGCUGAGCUCCUGGCCAUGAAAGGGCAAGAGAGGGCAGAAGGACCUCACCCAGCGUCGUGGGAAGAGUGGCCUGUAGAACCCAGGGCCAGGCCCAUGGGUGAGAAAGGAGGACAUGGCCGGCAGUACCUGGGUCUCCUAGGGAUGAGACCUAGCAGUUCUGCACUGCUCCCGGGGCUGCAGGAGUCCUGUGCCAUCAGGUUGGGGAGCCAGACUCCGCAUAUGUGUCUCUGAGAGCUGGUAGCAGACUGCACCACUCAGAAUGCCUCAGAGACCCAGCAGCACAUUGCAGACACCUUCCUGCAAAAGAAGGAAAGGCACCCAGGGGAGCAGAGGUGGAAAUUUGUCCUGAAACCUGGUUUAUACAGGCUCACCUAGGAGGGACACCUGCUCUUGGGAACUGGCCCAUACCAAUAUGUCCCUGUCAGGUCCCAUCUCCUGGUGACCUCUACUCCCAGGCAUCACAGUGCCGCACUCAGGAGGGGUACAGGGGCAGAGUGGGGCCUGGCCUGGGUCAGGUGUCCGCUUCAGGGCUUCCAGUGCACUCUGAGCUUCCCCACUUGGCAGAGCAGGAACAUGCUGGAGCCGGCGCCCUAUCACCUUGGGAUGCUCUGUCCAUCCUUCUCCAUUCCACAGGGUGCCUCUGCCCCUGGGCACACCCCAUCACAGGUCACUGGUGGGUCACUUCUGCAGCCACGGCACUCAACCAGCCCAGCACUCACAGAAGGAGCCAUCUUGUUGCACAGGCGUUGGCUGGCUGCCGAUGUUCAACUUGACCACCCAGAGCAACCAAGGGAAACAUCGAGGCUUAACACAGGGAUAACACAAAAAAGUCUCACCCUAGAGGAGCUCUACUUUGCCUUAGUCAUCCGGAGAUAUCCCUUUUGGGCCUGUUAAUGUCUUCGUGGUUAGUUUGGCUUGUGGCAAAGCCUAACACUUUCCAUCGGGGGCAGGGAAACUGAGUCCCAGAGAGGCUGGCUUUCAGAAGCUGGGGUCCGAGGAGCUGCAGCUUUAACAGUGCGAGUGCCCUCAGUCUGGAAGGCUCUUGUGUUCUUAGAUGGAAGAGGAGAUGAGUUUGAGCCUGACACCCAGGUAACCAUGGCAAUGUCCCAUUCACACAGGUGACACUGUCAUACCCUCUGCGGUCCCCACCCACAUGGUUUUCCGUUCCAUAGACAUUAAAGAAAGACUGGGCAGCUACUCAUGGUUGUCUUUUGUCUUUAUAACCAUUGCUGUGAAAGUGUGCAGCCCUCUUCCCCCACUCCACCAGAGAGCCCUGUGCAGUUCAUGGUCCUUUUGGCAACAAGUUACACCUGCAGAUACCUAACAAAACUACUGCAUCAUGAGAGCUGCAGAAGGAAAGUGUCCCCAAACUGUCUUGCAAGAAAGUCUCUGCUGACCUGAGUGUCCACCUCCCAUCUCUAUUGGCCUCUGUGUCAGCUACUUCCUCCUGAUAACAAGAUGAUUGCAAUAGCUUCAGGCAUCAUUUGUUCUCAGGUCUGUACAAAGGUAGAAGGAAGUUUCUUCUCACAGGCAUUUCUCACCCAGUUCCUGACACACAGAAUUGCUCAGAAGAGUAUGCCUGUGUCUAAGCCAGUUCCCAGCGAGCAGAAGGUCUGAUGAUGGGCUCAGGUACAUCAAGGUUUACCCUCUGAAUUGGGGUGGGGUCUUGUCCUGGAUAUGUAGGUACUACAAGGGUAACUGCCAAAGCAAAAUCAUGCCUUAGAGGUACAGAUUUAAGGAGACUUGAGUGGGUACCAAAAGCCCUGCCUCUGAGCCCUAGGGCUUCUUUCUUUGUUCCUGUUGUAAAAGCCAGAAUAUUAGAACUGUUGAGAAAAUGGCAUCCCCCCCCACUACGCCCGCUUCUCUGUGGUUGCCCUGUGUCACAGAGGUUUGUCCCCACCACUGCAGACCUGUCUGUCCUCUUGAGGCCCCUGCAGGCUUCAGAGUUGGGAUAAAUGACACAGGGCUGACAGGUCUCCUAAUGAAAGCCUGUUUGCACGCUCUGCACCCUUGUGAUUGCUCUGUACCUGUGAGCUGUUAGGUGUGGAGUGUUACAUACAGCAUUUGUCUUUUUUUAAUUAAGGCCUGCAGAAAGGAUCACUGUUUGUAAAGCAGGCAUCCCUUCCCUGGCUCUGUCCCUCCCUAUGCCUCUCGUACCUCCAUUCUGUAUGUGUGCAUUCCCACACACACACACACACCUGCCUUGUCUCUCCAAUCAACCAAACCCCAAGCUUCCCUGGCUAGGAGACCCCUAGCUGGUGGUGAGUGACUCAGCCCACCCUGCAGUCUUCUGCCUGCUGGCAACCAUAAUAAACUGAAUUAGUUCAGAUUUCCC
Messenger RNA from Octodon degus (degu), 5073 nucleotides. RefSeq names its product coiled-coil domain containing 149 (gene Ccdc149). Lineage: Eukaryota; Metazoa; Chordata; Mammalia; Rodentia; Octodontidae. The transcript is spliced from 12 exons. The coding region runs from base 262 to 1830 and encodes 522 amino acids. The record is from RefSeq and is a predicted model, not a curated record.